GAAAAUUAGAGAUUACUUCUCGCCUCUGGCCUCGAAAAGAAAGAAACUUCUCGCAUCUUCCUUCUCGACGGUCGUUCUAGGCAGCGGGGUCGUCGGCAAGCCCUUUCGCCUCGCGUGCCCCUCUCGAUCCUCGCCUCCUCGGGACUCCGUAUGGAGGAUUUCUCACCCCGCUUCCCCGCCGCUGGAGAGCGUGAUCCUAGAUUUGGCAAGGUGCAGAAGAGAAAGCGAGAACAUGAUUGCACAACAGCAAGUAGUGAAAGUGGCAAGCCAACAGAUUGCACGACAGGAAGCAUAAGGAAUGGUGAUUUGGUUGAUAAUUUGGAGAAGCAAUUUGGCUACUUCAGCACUUCUGGUCAAGGUGUCUGGGGUGAACUCAGUAAACAAGUUGCUUCAAAGUUAUCUGAAAGGGUUUAUGCCAUUGCUGCUUUUAAAGGAGAUAAAAUGAUAUGUUCAUGCUCAGGCAUAAUUAUACACUGGAAACCACGCCUCAUUACUUUGUUGACUUCAGCAAGUUUGGUCAGAUCUUUUCAUGAUGAAAGCAAGAUCUCUGAGGACUUGACGAUUAGAGUGUGGAAUGAGUAUUAUCAGUAUGCCGAUGCCUGGCUGGAGCAAUAUGAUUUACAUCAUAAUAUUGCUCUUGUCAACUUUCAAGCCCCUGGUUGCGCUAGUCCAGCAAGUUUACAACAUAAAGAGCAACUUGAGUCAGGUAGCAAGGUAGUAGCUGUUGGAUGUUUGUUCAACUCAAGGAAAUUGAUGGCCACAAGUGGGAUAGUGAUGGACAAAUUGAGCAGAUCUGAUGGCGAAGAAUUUAUAGUUUCCACUUGUAAAGUCAGUAAGGCUGGGACUGGAGGGCCUCUUGUUGAUUUCAAUGGGUUUUUUCAUGGCAUGAACUUCUAUGAUGUGGAACAAACAAUCUUCCUUCCAAGAAAUAUAAUUCUCAAGUGCAUUGAGCGUUUUGGAAUAUUUCGGGCUGAAAAUAAGCAAGGCGGUCAUUGUGCUGGUGGCAUAAUUACGAGAAGCACAAACAAUGGUGUGAAUGGCUCCCCAGAUUCUUGCUUGUACCCACAAGCAUGUGUUGAUAGGAUACAUGAAAAUCUGCGCUCGCGUAGUUAUCCGUUGCCAACAAAAUUCUGUGGAGGCAUGGUUUUGGUUAAUGGUUUUGAAGAGAAAUUUCCCAACAUGGAUGGUACUUGCGGAGAUGGCCUGAAUCAGCUCAGUAAAGAAGUAGCUUCAAAUUUGUCUCGCAGUGUUGUCUCGCUUGCUUCAUUCAGUGGGAAAAGAAGGUUAUUUGCAUGUACGGGCAUAGUUAUAGAAUACAAUCUAUGCACAAGUGUUCUGACGUCAGCAAGCUUGGUCAGAUCUUCUGAGGAUGAAAAUAGGAUUGAUGAUAACUUGAGGAUUGAAGUGCGCCUUCCCAACAAACAAUAUGUCAUAGGAAAGCUGCAGCAUUGUAGUUUACACUAUAAUAUCGCUUUAGUGAAUAUCGUGGCAUCCCCUUAUCUUCAUGCGGCAAGUCUCAAUCAUCAAGUACAAUUUGAGUCCGGUUCGGAGGUGGUGGCUGUAGGGCGCAUCUUUGCAGUUGGCAAAUUAACGGCCAUAAGUGGAACAUUGACUGAUAAACGGAGCAAAUUUGAUUGCACAGAACUACGGACCUCCACAUGUAAAAUAAGAAAGGGUGGGAUUGGAGGACCUCUUGUUGAUCUUGAUGGGCACUUUAUCGGCAUGAACUUUUAUGACGAGGAAGAAACUCCGUUCAUACCGAGGAAUUUAAUUCUGGAAUGCCUGAGGCGUUUUGAGACAGAGAGGAGCAUUGCUGCUGACAUGUGUAAUUUAAACAGAUGGCCAGUGCCAAAACCCUAUUGGGUCUAUCCGGCGGCGAGUGAUUGGGAUAUGGACAUGAACGUGAAGGUCGAUAUGAGAGCAGCCACUCUAACGUUGCUUUAACUUGCUCUUGGCAUGUAAGCGUAGUGUGAUAACUGAUAACUACGGUGACAACUAUAGUGACGCCCUUGUGCUAGUUGCUAGAGCUCUGUCCCUAACAAGUGUUGAAUAUUACAUUGAAGAACAUGUUUUGGUUGGUAAUAUCUUCGGUGGCAAGUGUUGAACCACUUGGUGACUCGUGUGAACUUUGAAUUGUCCGUGUUACUGAUGCGGUGCCCGCUCUAAGUAACUUCAGUGUUGGUUACCAGUUGAGCGUAAACAAGGAUGUCAUCUGGUAAGUCGAAGUAAAAAGUUCUGCGUGUAUGAAGGUUGUAAAGUGAACAGCUCUGAAGUUGAGUGUGAAAUUUGGAUUCCUUCAGUU
This is a messenger RNA of Brachypodium distachyon (stiff brome), 2302 nucleotides long. RefSeq lists its product as uncharacterized. The transcript has 15 exons. NCBI's taxonomy places the organism in Eukaryota, Viridiplantae, Streptophyta, Magnoliopsida, Poales, Poaceae. The record is from RefSeq and is a predicted model, not a curated record. Bases 151 to 1944 code for a protein of 597 amino acids.